AUUUGAAGAAUUAAUUUAUAUAUUUUUUCCUUUCUGUUUCCAUGUUUAUAUGUUUAUUCUAGUUUUGCUAGUGAAAUGAAUAAUUUUAUUCCACAAUGAAUGUUAGUCACUUGAUCCGUCGCCGUGGCAAUGAUGAAAGCUCUGAAGAAGAAUGUGAAAGCCUUACUACCAGCAAUUUCAAAGGGAAAUAUUCUUUGGUCCCUGGUGCUACAAAGCAGGCUCACUCUACACCAAACUUGAUAGCAAAUGACACACACAAAACUCCAGAGUUUGCCAGUACUGGGAGACUGCCUCAACCUGCGAUAUCUGAAGUGAAACCCCUCAUACCCAAGAUCAUUUGUCAUUCUGCUGAAUCUGAGGCAUUUUCAGCCAUCCAUCCUGAUGUAUCCACUGCCUCAAACAUCAGCUCAAGACCCUGCAACUUCAACACCAGUUCAGUAUCUUUACAACAAAAUCAUACAAAUGUGUUUGACUCAGUUCCUCAGCGCUGUGUGUCUUUUGGUGAAGCUAUCCCUGAAGCAACCUCUCCCUCAGACUCACCACCUUCUCGUCCUCAUUCAGGCUCUUGGACAGGUGUGAAUGAGAGUGAAGAUGAGCUGGGCCAGCUGGCAGAGAGCCCAUUGAGUGAGUCCCUGAACAUAGGAGGCAGUGUGGACUAUGGCUCCCUGGCUGACAGCAGCAUUACUUGUCCUACAACUUCUCAGGAGCAAUACCUGCAAGACAGAGAACAUCAGGCUGGCAAGAUGAGGCGGCAACUCAAAUUUUUUUUCAUGAAUCCUGUGGAGAAGUGGCAUGCCAGACAUCGUUUCCCAUGGAAACUUUUACUGCAAGUCUUCAAAAUAAUCGUAGUUACUAUUCAGUUGUGGCUGUUUGCAGCUCAGCGGUACCUGCAUGUGGCAUAUCUAUGGGACACGCGCGUGUCUUUCUCACACAUGUUCCUGCUGGGGUGGGAGAGCACCAGGGAGGUGCUGGCCUACCCGCCCUCUGAUGGACCUCUCGCCGUCUACACCAGACAGGAAUUUUACGACUACAUCGACUUCGCCGUCGUCGCCUAUACAAAUCUGAGCGACAUCUCGAUUGGGUCGUAUGAGUAUCACAGUGCAAACGACACGGUAAUGCCAUCACACUUCUGCUGUGAGCACUACACUGAAUCUUUCGCCCGCCACCUCACUGAAUGCAUUGACAUUCCGUGGGCGGCUGUGAGAGCUGCAAAAGUUUGGUCAGCGCUCGACUUCUUUGACUCUCGCAACUUCACCGUAGCCUUCGACACGCUCCUUAAUUGCCAGUAUUUCUUCAAAGUCAAGGCAGUCAAACUACGCUCAGAACCUUCGUCUCUCGCCCCGGACUGUUACAACCUCACCACAACCUUGGUGUUCGACAACGACGACCGGGACGGCCAGAUGUUGGUGGGCCUGAACAUCGAAGCUACGGUGUUGUCCUGCCACAGCGACGAUGACAACCACACUCCCCAGCCUGAGGCAACCACCAUCAACAUCCUCACCAUGAUCAUGUGCUGCCUCUCCCUGCUUAUGUGCUGCCGCUCUCUGUACCGAGCACAGCUACUUAGAUACUCGUGCGUGACGUUCUUCCACACGUACUACCGCAAGACGCUCAGCAAGUGGGAUGAGCUGGAGUUCUGCAACUUCUGGUACGUUCUCAUCUGCAUCAACGACAUCCUCAUCAUCAUCGGAACUCUCCUCAAACUCGGGCUCGAAAGCAGGAUGCUCGGCGACACCACCGCACAGGUGCUGCGUGUCAACAAGUCUGAAUUUGUUAAAGGAAACCAAUUCAACCACGAAGGCUACAUGGACACGUGGAACAUCUGCUCUCUCUUCCUCGGUGUAGGCAACCUGCUCGUGUGGUUUGGCUGCCUCAGAUACCUCGGCUUCUUCCAGACCUACAACGUGCUGAUCCUGACGCUGAAGAAGUGCCUGCCCAACGUGCUGCGCUACUCCAUAUGCAUCACGAUGCUCUUCGCGGGCUACUGUCUCUGUGGCUGGCUCAUCCUCAGUCCCUACCACAUCAAGUUUCGGUCGCUGUCGACGACGAUGGAGUGCCUGUAUUCCCUGAUCAACGGAGACGACAUGUUCGCCACGUUCUCGUCUACGUCAGCUAAGGACCCGGUGAUCUGGUGGUUCAGUAGGAUCUACCUCUACUCCUUCAUAUCCCUCUUCGUCUACGUCAUCCUAUCCCUCUUCCUUGCCAUCAUCAUGGAUGCCUACGACACAAUUAAGAGAUACUAUGCAGAAGGCUUCCCCAAGUCGCCGCUGCAGAAGUUCGUAGAGGAGUGCCAGGAGGACGCGACGAGUCACGUCUUCAGGGAAGAGGGCGACCGCACCAUCCACGACCUCGUCAACAGCGUCUGCUGCUGCUGCCUCUCGCGCUCAUCUGCUGCCAGGAGAGAUUCGACUGCGGAAGAGCGGGAGCCGCUGAUCCCUUGACGCUGAAGUCUGCCAGGAAACUACGAGAACUGCUACCGCUCAGCCAAGAUCUCGCCUUCUACUCUACGUUGAAUAGAACGUCGUUUGCCUUAAUCUAUCAUCAUAUUCAACAUCAUUUUAUAAUCGUGUAUCUAGUUAGUAAUUGUAUUCUAAAUGGGAGGUCACCUCAACUAUGGUACUCAAGUGCUUCAAGGUCGUAGUUUCCAAUUUCUUUAGUUUCAAAGGAUUAUUCCACUCAAAUGACAUGCAAGCACGCACUACACGGCUGUGUUCUCUUUUACUUUGGCAGUGUUUACCUCACUACUGAACAUGUGGCCCGUAAAGUCAGUAAACGCAACCGUCCUCCGAGAACCGCACUUGCUACCCUCCGUUUUUAAGAAUGGUCUGGAAAUCAACCUCCCUUAUUGCGAAGCCCAAGAUAAAUCAAUUAUGGUUUUUACUAAUUUACUAGGAUGCAUCAGUGUUAAAGUGUAAUUCUCUUGCUGCAGUGGUAAUCAAUGACUGGUUUUUAAGUACUUAAAAUCUCAGACGGUUAUAACCUGAAGAUUUAUGUGCUAUUCGUUGCUUAUAUUCCCCGACAUGACAGGUUGCUUUAUCGUCAACGUGGCCUUGCAGAUUGCUUUAAGUUUUUUAAACGCGUAUUUCUUUCAGGUAUGCGAAAUAUCUUACUAUAUUAAAUUUUACGAAGCAGUUUUAAUCUCAUUUUAGAUAUAUUAAUCCGAACGGAUUACAGUCUCUGUGUCGACGAGAUUUUUUUAUAUGAUCCCUAUUUAACGUAAGAACUGUAAGUAUAUAGAUACAUUCAAUCAUCUACAAUAUUUUAGGUCUUUGUCUUCAAUAGUUCAUCAAAUGGCAAUUGCAUCAAAAUUUAAGAAGUAUCAUAGCGUUCAUUAGGAGUUCAUAGCACAAAGCUAAGCUUGUGUGAACCACCUACUUAAAUUCCUGUUCAUUUUAUGAGCUUCUUAUUAAUGUACGAAGCGCUUUUCUCAGGGAACCCAGGUCCGCUAAAAUUGUACAGCAUUACAAACCAUGUUUUACAGCAGGUGCUUCGUCGUCUGAGUGUUCUCCAGCUCAGUAAUUACGACGCAUCCCUCAGACAUGAACUGAUGUCCAAACGUGAUACUUGCAGCAGCCAUUGCCAUAAUUUAUAUUCAUAUUUAUUUGUCUUCUUAUACGCACAUUCAUGUAUUUUUUCAAUAAUUUUUUUACUAAGAUGAGUAUCCAACUUUUGGUUCUGAUUGCCUCCUAGCCCGUGCGUCAGUGAACAAUAUAUAGUCAGUGUUGGUCACACAUCAUUGACCACGGCGUCAGUCAGCGGGGCCAUGGACUCCACUUGUUUCAUCAUCAGUCGGAAACUGAUAUAUAGGGAAAUAUAUAGGAUAUAUAGGAAACUUACAGGAACUUUGCGGUUUCCGACAUGCCAUUUUAUGUCACACGAGAAGUGCUUGGCGUGAGCACAAAUGAUCACUGUCUGUAAUCUAAGUUUUAUUAGUUAUUUUGCAUUAAUGUAAUCGAUCCAAAAAUAUUAUUUGCUUUAAAAAUUAUCUACAUGUUAUUCUUGGAUAUACAUGCUUGCAACAUAGAGGUUUAUUCUGAUAUAUUUAUGGUGGUUAGCCUAUGAAAAUGGGGCUUUAAAUUUGUAUGACAAAUGAAAGUGAUUUCGUAGCUAAAAAUUAUAUGAAACUUUAUUAGUUCGCAUAUUGAAACUGAGUAUUCCAAAAUAAUUAUGUAACAAGACAGUAUUUUGCUCUAAGCUGAUCAUUUAGGUGUAAGCUGAUCCAGGAUGAUCAUUUUUCCGGGUAAAAUAUAUUUUUUAAUAAACUACGGAUUUAGAUCCUCCUCAGAUUUAGUUUUUUAGUUGUAUCUGGCUUCAAUAAGCUGCAUCUUCUGUACUCUUAAUGGAACAGUAUUGUAGGAAACAAAAACAUGACUUGCUCAAUUUUGUUGUGAUUUGUGUGGCUUUAUGAUGUCUAUUACACCAUGGAACUCUCGGUGCUAUCAAAUCUCUUCGUUGUUGCUUACAACGAAACUACAAAUAUCUUGUUUGUUUCAUUUCUAUGGCAGGUUAACUCGGCUGUUUUGUGCGCGUCUUAUGGAUAAUCAUCCCCAUUGGGCCUUGUCGUCAGGGUUUAUUAUGAGCGCAACCGAUGUAUAAUUAAUAGUUUGAUCUUUUCUUUGAUGUCCUUUGAGUUGAGAAGUCCACGCAAGUUAAUGAAGAUGCUACUUGUUAACUAUGCUACGAGUGACCAUUACGUUGUAGGACGUUAUAUGCAUUGCGUCACUCAUUAUCGUUCAUCACAAUCCUUGAUGAGCUCGUGGCUUUCUUGCAAUUUUUUUUUAUAUUAUUGCCCUCCAGGAUUGUGGUUUCUCCAGCCAUAGCUGAUAUCGUGACAUACACCAAUAACGGAUAUUCUACGUUAAUAUUGCUAGGUCUUAUUUACGUCGGUACUGAGAACACUGAUAGAGGAUGGUAAUUGCGUGAAUGUUAAAGGUAUAGCAAGAUCCUUUUUGCAAUUUUCUUGGAUAUUUGUGAUACAGCCGACGUCAGUCCAGGGUUAUAAGAGGAAUUAUUGAUGUAUUUAUAAAUAGCUCCGGACUAUAAUUGCAUCACAGCGAUGCAUAUUGUUUACAGAGAGAUUUGUAAUUACACUGCAUUGAACUGUUUGCUCGGGACAUUUCAUGUAUGGCUUCUUUUUGAAUGGUUGGAAAAGAUGUCUUCCACAUAGGUUAUAGCGAAUAAAAUGGAUCUUUAUUUCAAAAUUCUUUACUCCACCUAUAUUUUUUUUACGUGAACGCGUGCCAUUUAACAUGAACUCCCUAAUAAGAUUUUUCAAGUGAACUUUUUUCAGAGUAGCCAAAAAGGCACUGGAAAUAAGUUUAUUCUUCAUUUGCCACCACCUGUCUUCUGAGAUCCUGACGCUACUCUUAUUCCCGUCAUUGCGUUGGCCAUCGCGCGCGUAAUGAAUGACAUUCAAGAAAUAUUUAAUGGUCUAAGUUUGGCCACCUUGUUCGUGAUGAUGUUUUCCUUUCAACACGAGGUAGCUUGUUCUUAUUUGCUAUUUACCUUUAAUCCUGCUAUAAUUAUAUUAAGUUUUUUUAAUGUAAAUGCAGUCUUGAGUGCUGCUCAAGCUUGGUCUUGCGGACCAGUCAGCCUAAAACCUAAUUUAGUCAAUAAUAUAUUGUUUAUUGUAUGCUUAUUGUAGGUCAUUUAUGUAUUGCUUCCAACAUGCAGUACGCUAUUUCUAUGAGUGAAUGCAGUAUUUUGAGGAUGGAAUAAAAAUAUAAAUCACAUAGUUUCUGGACCGCUUCCCGUGAAAAAUUGCGAAAUAGGCUGCAGUUUAAAUGUAACGUCCAUUCGGUGUUUCUUAGUUGCAUGAUUAUUUAUUCAAUAAAAUUGUAAUCAAAUGAA
Molecule: messenger RNA, 5850 nt
Organism: Hyalella azteca
Lineage: Eukaryota; Metazoa; Arthropoda; Malacostraca; Amphipoda; Hyalellidae
Product: mucolipin-3
Exons: 15
Coding region: 96-2441 (781 amino acids)
Cellular component (GO): plasma membrane; lysosomal membrane
Molecular function (GO): NAADP-sensitive calcium-release channel activity
Source: RefSeq, a predicted model, not a curated record